UCAAGGUGCCUGCUUGUUGAGGCUACCACUAAUUUGCAGUUGGAAUUGGGACAAUGGCUAAUGUCUCAAUCUCAAAUGAUAAUUUUAGUGAUUUCCAGGGUGGUCACUUUCAUCUUAAAGCAUAUGAGAGAAAUGAAUUAGUGGUCGAAGAUCCUUGGUUUGAACUUGAAGAUUGUGCAGAUAUUGAUUCUGUUUAUUCCAUGUGUGACCUUAACAAUGAAGAGAAUACAUCUAAUGAACAAGUUACAACCAACUUAUUGGAAGAUCAGAAACAAAGUAUAUCAAAUUGGAUGCAGGGUUAUUUCUCCACCAACACAGAUCAAAUCAAAUCCAGUAUUGAAGCACCAAAGAAUGAUGAUUUCCAGCCUCAAGUCCUACAACUUAUUGGCAACUCUAGCAAUGAAAAAUCAAAUCCGUUUUCUUUAGCAUCUUUUGAGCUACUGAACAAUUAUGGCAGACUGAUCAAGAAAUCGAGAGAGGAAAACUCGAGCAUUUAUAAUGCACUAAGCUAUGAGGCUCGUGCAUGUAACAACAACAAGUUGUCAACAGAAGAAAUCCUUUUGGUUGCCGGAGAAAGGUACAUCCGGUACUCCACCCAAAGGCUAGACGGUCUUUCUAUGUUUAUAUACCCUUAUGGUUCGGCACUCUCAGGACUUAGUAUAGAGGAAACAAGGGACAUGGAACUUGUCCACCUCCUCCUAGCUGCAGCAGAAGAAGUAAAUAACCAGCAAUUUCAUCUGGCUAGAAAAUUGAUUUCUCGUUGUGUGUGGGUGGCAUCUGAAUCAGGUAGUCCUGUCCAAAGACUUUCUUUCUAUUUUGCUAAAGCUUUAGAGGAGAGGAUUGAUAGAUCAACCGGAAAAUACACAUGUACGGAUGAAGAUCGCCACCUCAAGUACAUAAAAACUAUGGCAUUAGGUACCAACUCUGCAUUCUUGACGUGCCACCAACUACUUCCCUUCAGUCAAGUGAUGCAAUUUGCGGGAGUUCAAACAAUACUUGACAAUGUCAGAAGUGCGAAAAAGAUCCAUUUGAUCGAUUUUAAUAUUAGGAGUGGAAUUCAGUGGACAGUCUUGAUGCAAGCUCUUGCUGAAAAAAGUGAGUGCCCAAUUGAGCUUCUCAAGAUAACUGCUGUUGGAAGCACAGAAAAAGAGAAGUUUGAAGUAACAGGCAACACAUUACACAGUUUCGCCACGUCUUUGGGUCUGUCAUUUUCAUUUGAUAUAGUUUUCCUGUCAGACAUGAAAGAUUUCAAGAAAGAAUCAGUCAAUAUUGAAGCAGAUGAGACUGUGGCUGUUUAUUGUAACACUGUUUUAAGGACAAUGAUACCAAAACCAGAUUGUUUGGAAAAUUUGAUGAAAGGAGUCAGAAGUAUUGGACCAACAGUUAUUGUCAUUGGCGAAGUCGAAGCAAACCAUAAUUCACCAUCAUUUUUAAACCGCUUUAUUGAGACACUAUUCUUUUAUGGUGCAUUUUUCGAUUGCUUUGAGGACUGCAUGGAUCGAGACAGUCCAUGCCGAAGAACGAUUGAAGGGUUGUAUUUUGGUGAAGGUAUUCGGAACAUUGUGGCUGCUGAGGGUAAAGAAAGAUUCACCAGGAAUGUGAAACUUGAAGUGUGGAGAGCAUUUUUUGCAAGGUUUGGUAUGGUGGAAGAAGAGCUAAGUGAGUCAGCUUGGUAUCAAGCUAAUUUAAUUCUCAAGCAAUUUGCACAAGGCAGUUGUUGUAAUAUUCACAAGGAUGGGAAAGGCCUAAUUAUUGGGUGGAAAGGAACACCAAUUCAUUCUCUUUCCAUUUGGAAGUUCUUGUAAGGAAGUCAAUUUGGCCUAUGUUUUGAGAACUAUGUGAACAAAGAGUGGGCGGAAGAAAAGGAGGUCCUCAUACAGAGUCCCAGUCUUACUUAAGCAAAGCGGGAGUUUGGAGAAUGACUUGGUUAAUUACUGCUCCUAUCCCUUUAGAGCUUGGGUGUUUAGCACAGAAUUUCAAUACUAUUAGACACCUGAGAGAAAAUUUUGAAAACCUAUGACGCCAAAAUGUACAAUCUCAUUGUGAAUGUCAUGCUUCUGGUUUAUCCUUUUA
Molecule: messenger RNA, 2073 nt
Organism: Nicotiana tabacum (common tobacco)
Lineage: Eukaryota; Viridiplantae; Streptophyta; Magnoliopsida; Solanales; Solanaceae
Product: scarecrow-like protein 18
Source: RefSeq, a predicted model, not a curated record